Frieseomelitta varia is the source of this 2263-nucleotide messenger RNA. RefSeq names its product glutathione-specific gamma-glutamylcyclotransferase 1. The transcript is spliced from 4 exons. Gene Ontology annotation, cellular component: cytoplasm. Gene Ontology annotation, molecular function: gamma-glutamylcyclotransferase activity; glutathione specific gamma-glutamylcyclotransferase activity. NCBI's taxonomy places the organism in Eukaryota, Metazoa, Arthropoda, Insecta, Hymenoptera, Apidae. The record is from RefSeq and is a predicted model, not a curated record. The coding region runs from base 1054 to 1788 and encodes 244 amino acids. Gene Ontology annotation, biological process: glutathione catabolic process.
UUAUACCUCUUCGCCUCUUCGCCUCAAGAUAGUGCUAUCUCUUUUUACAAGUGUAUACGCCCGACAACCGGCAGUCUCGGUCAAGUAACCGCAAAGUGUAUACGUUGCAGUCAGGCCUUCCAAAUUCGUCAAUGUCUGUCGUCAACUUAAAUCGCAAAAAUUCCAAUGAAACUUUCACAAAAAGCAAGUCAAUUAGUUCAAAGAUUUCUACACGUUCGAAGGUCGCAAAAAUUGAUCGCCAAAUUAUCAGCUCAUCGACGAUCCCUCGAAGAGAGAAUCGGCCAAGUAAAGUCUCGACGAACAUCUGGAAGAUUAAUUGACCAUAAAGGUAAUUGACUGCAAAUAUUCAAGAUUUAUAUGGAUAAGUUCUGAUAUUUGAGAAAUGGCCGAGGGAGUGUUGGAAAAGUACCGCGUGGACGACGAAAAGAAGAACAGAUAUAUAAUGAUUGGCCAGAUGAAUAGGAUAAUAAUCCUGUAAAAUCACCAAGCGAAAGUGGGAGUACGUGAAUUAGAAUGUUGGGGUGGGAGUGAGUUUCUUAACAACGAGCUUUAAAGUACACACCAGUCAUUGGGGCAAAAGCACGGUGGAACCACGUGUGUCGCUUGUCAAAUUGAUUAUUUCACGUUGUAACUUCAGAUGAUGAAAGAGAAGAAACAACGACGGAUGUUCCUUUUAACUGUUCGUUCCUCGUCUGAGAUAAUAUUCAACUGAUAAUAUCUAAUACAAGAACGUAAAGAUUUCGAACGUCGAGAUUGUUUUAAGCGUAAAUGGCACCUGAAAUUGAUCAGUUAUUCGCUCAAAGAGUUAUACGAGCAAAUUGAGGUAAAUGCAUUUGCGCAGAAAGCAAAAAAAGUCGAGUAGCAAGUGGAAAUUGCUUUUGCAAGAUUAUUUUUAAAUAGAAUCGAGAUAUUUGCUUGCUUGGAACCGAAAGCAGGAGGAAUAUACAAAUAAAAUUCGAGGAGAUAUGCUACAUUCGAAGAAAUACAAAAGUAGAAUUGAUCGACGAUUUGAAGAAAGAACAUUGGCUACGUUUCUCUUUACAAUUUCUCAAAAUGGAAGCUAGAAGCAACAACAAUUCUCUGUGGGUAUUUGGAUAUGGAUCGUUGUGUUGGUACCCUGGUUUCAAGUACAAACGAAGCGCCGUAGGACACAUUAAGGGAUUCAGCCGAAGAUUUUGGCAAGGGAACAUAACUCAUCGUGGCACAGCAGAAAAACCUGGACGAGUGGCGACGUUGGUCGAAGAAAAAGAGGGUGUUGUUUACGGACGAGCAUUCCAAGUUCAAGAUAGCGCAGCGUUGCCUUACUUGGAAAGUCGCGAAUGUACUUUGGGGGGAUAUGUGUCGACAAUUACUACGUUUCAUACUCGCGAAGGGAACAGGAGUAUCCCGGUCAUAACAUACAUAGCUACUAAUAAAAAUGAACAUUGGCUCGGCGAAGCGCCGCUUCAUAUUAUCGCUAAGCAAAUUUCCGAAUGCUCCGGCCCAAAUGGACACAACGUCGAAUAUCUUUUACGAUUAGCUGAGUUUAUGCAUCGUUAUCUACCAGAAGCUCACGAUGAACAUUUGUACAAGCUGGAAGUAUUGGUACGUUCGAGAAUAAAGGAAAUGAAUAUGUGUCUGGAUACGCUAAUGGGCGACCGAGACUUCAGUAUCGACCUCGACGACAUCGAUGGCAAGGAUGAGGAUCACGACGUGGUUACCAGUAACGCCACUAAAAAUCUUAGGAAAAAUUCUUUCCAAUUCACUCUUCAAGUACCUGAUAAGACUAUGCGUUGCCUCAAAAUGUAAUCCGCAUUUUUUACAUUAAUAUUUAUCGAAUGCCUGGACAUCUGCAAUCAUGCGGGAUUGUCAAAAAGCAAGGUUUUAUAUAAUUAACAACAAUAAUAUAGAUAAUAUUCUUUAUAGAUAUUUAUGUAAAUACGUUCGUUUCGAGAUCAAUGUACAUAUUGAGUAGCUAAAUAUUAUAGACUAAUCUUCGUACGAACGUACUUCAAGCACAAACAAAACUGUAUUUUGAUAUUUUAGUAUUUUAAAAUGUAUUUGCACAUUUGAAUAUCGUAUUUUCAUUUUUGAAUGUGCUGGAUAUUUAAAAUUAUAUUCUUUUAAAGAAAAUUGUGCCUUAAUUUGGGGAGAAUACAAAUAUGGUGCAUUCCUUAUUUAUAAAUUGUAAGUUAAGAUGAAAAAUUUUGUAUUUGAACUUGCAAAAUUUUUAUUUAUAAAAAAACAAUGAUUAAAUAUAUUACGGUACGCUUCUUUUUCUAAA